This is a messenger RNA of Nannospalax galili (Upper Galilee mountains blind mole rat), 292 nucleotides long. RefSeq names its product ATP synthase subunit ATP5MPL, mitochondrial-like. Bases 6 to 188 code for a protein of 60 amino acids. NCBI's taxonomy places the organism in Eukaryota, Metazoa, Chordata, Mammalia, Rodentia, Spalacidae. The transcript has a single exon. The record is from RefSeq and is a predicted model, not a curated record. Gene Ontology annotation, cellular component: mitochondrion.
CGGAGAUGCUUCAAAGCUUAAAUAAGAAUGCCUGGAUCCCCUUGAAGCCCUACUAUACCCAGGUUUACCAGGAAAUUUGGGUAGGAGUGGGGUUGAUGUCUUUCACUGUUUCUAAAAUCAGGAGUGCUAAUAAAAAAAGUAAAGCUUUGAAAGGUGCUACACCUGCUCAUGGUCAUGGUCAUCAUUAGCCCGCUCCCUGAGUACACUCAAGAUGAAUCCUCAGUCAGCCUGUAAAUUUAAGCAAGCUGUGUUAGUUGGGAACAUGGAACUUCACUAUAUACUUGCCUAAGUA